Cynoglossus semilaevis (tongue sole) is the source of this 1413-nucleotide messenger RNA. Its product is annotated as transmembrane protein 132C-like. The annotation marks the transcript as partial. The transcript has 6 exons. The record is from RefSeq and is a predicted model, not a curated record. NCBI's taxonomy places the organism in Eukaryota, Metazoa, Chordata, Actinopteri, Pleuronectiformes, Cynoglossidae.
AUGCUAGCCGCGCCGGAAUUUCAAAACACUUCCCCCUCUUUAUUUCUUCUCCUCUGUCCCCCAGACUGCGGCGUCUUGGACGGUCUUGGACAGAGACCCCCCUCCGUCCCCCCGUACCUGCCCGUCCACUACCGGCUGCUGGACGCCGACUCGGCCUUCUUCCUGACGGAGGCCGAUCAGGACCUCAUGAGGAACUCCAGCUCGUUGUCCCGCACCGAGUCCUUCUUCGUCCACCGGGCUCGGACGUCCCCCCUGAUAAACGCCAGCUACGGACCCGUCUCCGUGGAGCGUCCCGUCCCGCUGGAGCUCCUGCAGAGUCCUGGGACGACGUUCCCGGCCUCCCCCGUCGCCUUCGCCUUCAACUGGAAGAUGCAGACGUUCGUCCUCAACCCCAGGGUCCACCUGGCCAGGCCCAAGGUCCAGGUCCUGUUCUACGUGACGGGCCGCGACUGGGACGACCACGGCGCCGUCCACCGGCUGCCCUGCGUCCACGUGUUCGCCUUCCACGAGACCCCGGAGGUCCACGCGACCCCGCGNCUGGGGGGGGGGCGGGGCCUGGGUGUGGCCGGGCUGGAGCCCCUGGCCGGGUGGUUCGGACCGCCCGGGGUGGUCCCGGGACGCCAGAGGGUCCCCGGGGUGUCCGAGGGGACGCCGGUGGAGCUGUACUACCAGCUGCGGUCCGCGGAGGCAGGAGAGUGCCGCUCGGAGGAGGCCGGGAGCCGGGAAGAACCGUCGGGUUCCUUCGCCUCCUCGCCGCUCAACAGGAUCGGCAGCGUGAGGCUGUACCGGGACCCGGCCCCUGCCCCGCUGGUUGAACACAGGCUGGACGACAACUUCAUGGUCACGGUCCCUGCUGUGGCCGUCAAACAGAAGGAGACGCUGUCUGCUGUCGUCAGCGUGUCGGCGUCCUCUCCUGUGGAGACGUUUACCCUCAGGGUGAAGCUGAAAGAAGGCGUGACCUUUCUCGGCGCCCGUCCCAGCAGCCCCACCCAGUGGAUGGUCAGCCAGGAUGUGAGGAGUGAAGGUCACCGGGUCGUGACCCUGCACUGCCGCAGGAAGGAGUCCAGCUACGACCAGCACGAGGAUGACCCGGGGGUUCUGAGGGUUCUCCAGGUGGACCUGAAGGUGGAGGGUUCGGUGGAGCCGCUGGACGCCCGCCGGACGGCCUGGCAGGUGGAGUACCCCGGGAGUCGAACCCUCACCCGGGAGGUGGAGACGGAGCUCCGAGUGGCACGAGAGGACGUGGUGGGACUGGUGCCUCUGGCCAUGAACUGUGAAAUCCUGAACACGGCUCUGCUGACGGGGAAGACGGUGGCCGUCCCACUGAAGGCGGUGACGGUCGGAGCGGACGCCUCGGUGACCGAUGUCUCCGACGUCGUCAGGUGUCGCUCCACGGACGAGGAGGUGGCCAAG